GGGACGGCUAUUAUUGUUGCCUGAGAGCUGCGAUAAUGGCGGUGUCUCGUCGCUCCUCGCAGCAGCAACAGCAAAGUACAUUACAGUCUCCGCCACGAAACAACUCCCUUUCGGCCGGUCCUCCGGGCUCGCCGCCGAUGGCUCUGUUGACUUCGGCUGUCGGAGCCGCGGAGAGUGAACGGGAAUGCAGCGGCGGAGCGGACCUGGCUCUGGCCUCCCCGGACCUGCCAGUGUCGGUCCUGCCGAGCAGUGCGAGCUCCACCACAACAACCUCUGGCGGGGGCAGCAGCGUCUCCAGCCCGGGCUCCGGAGCCGCCAGCCCCACCGACGGCAGCAGCGGCAUCGGCGGGGCCUUCAGGGAAUUGUUCGAAGCCUGUCGCAACGGAGAUGUCUCUCGAGUAAAGAGACUUGUAGACUCGGUAAAUGUAAACGCAAAGGACAUGGCCGGCCGAAAAUCAACCCCCCUUCAUUUCGCUGCGGGUUUUGGCAGAAAAGAUGUAGUGGAGCACCUCUUGCAGACAGGGGCCAAUGUGCACGCCAGGGAUGAUGGAGGCCUCAUUCCCCUGCAUAACGCCUGUUCGUUUGGCCACGCCGAAGUGGUCAGCCUGCUCCUGUGUCAGGGUGCAGACCCCAACGCCAGGGAUAACUGGAACUACACUCCAUUGCAUGAGGCUGCCAUCAAGGGCAAGAUAGAUGUGUGCAUUGUGUUACUCCAGCAUGGGGCUGAUCCGAACAUCCGCAACACUGAUGGCAAAUCUGCACUAGAUCUGGCUGACCCCUCAGCCAAGGCUGUGCUCACUGGUGAAUACAAGAAGGAUGAGCUCCUGGAAGCAGCAAGGAGUGGGAACGAAGAAAAGCUGAUGGCACUGCUGACUCCACUAAAUGUCAACUGUCAUGCCAGCGACGGCCGCAAGUCAACAUCCCAAAAAAUGCUGUCCACCCCUCUCCACCUGGCUGCUGGCUACAACCGCGUCCGCAUCGUUCAGCUCCUUCUUCAGCAUGGAGCGGACGUUCACGCCAAGGACAAAGGCGGCCUGGUUCCUCUUCAUAAUGCUUGCUCCUACGGUCACUUUGAGGUCACGGAGCUUCUGCUCAAACAUGGAGCUUGUGUGAAUGCCAUGGAUUUGUGGCAGUUCACUCCUCUCCACGAGGCGGCAUCUAAAAACCGAGUGGAAGUUUGUUCGUUACUGCUGAGCCACGGGGCUGACCCCACCCUGCUCAACUGCCACAGCAAGAGUGCAGUGGACAUGGCUCCCACCCCAGAGCUCAAAGAGAGGCUCACCUAUGAAUUCAAAGGUCACUCGCUGCUGCAGGCGGCCCGGGAGGCUGACAUGGCCAAAGUGAAGAAGACCCUGGCUCUGGAGAUCAUCAGCUUCAAACACCCUCAGACCAACGAGACAGCUCUGCACUGUGCUGUGGCUUCACCCCAUCCUAAGCGGAAACAGGUGACGGAGCUGCUGCUGCGUAAAGGUGCCAACAUCAAUGAGAAGAACAAAGACUUUAUGACUCCCCUGCAUGUUGCUGCUGAGAGAGCUCACAACGACAUCUUGGAGGUGCUGCAGAAGCAUGGAGCAAAGGUGAAUGCUGUCGACACACUGGGCCAGACGGCUCUCCACAGGGCGGCGUUGGCAGGUCACAUCCAGACCUGCAGGCUGCUGCUGAGCUACGGGGCCGACCCCUCCAUUGUGUCCCUGCAGGGCUUCACGGCCGCCCAGAUGGGCAACGAGGCUGUACAGCAGAUUCUCAAUGGUUUAGAAAAUGUUCCCACCCGGAAUUCUGAUGUUGACUAUCGUUUUCUGGAGGCGGCCAAAGCUGGAGAUCUGGACACAGUGCAGCAACUGUGCACUCCUCAGAACGUGAACUGCCGCGAUUUAGAGGGCCGCCACUCCACCCCUCUCCACUUUGCAGCUGGUUACAACCGAGUGGCUGUGGUGGAGUAUCUGCUGCACCAUGGAGCUGACGUCCAUGCUAAAGACAAGGGCGGCCUCGUUCCCCUCCACAAUGCCUGUUCCUACGGUCACUAUGAAGUGGCUGAGCUGCUGGUCAGACAUGGGGCCUCCGUGAAUGUGGCUGACCUGUGGAAGUUCACUCCACUGCACGAGGCUGCUGCCAAGGGCAAAUAUGAGAUCUGCAAACUGCUGCUCAAACACGGAGCAGACCCAACCAAGAAGAACCGUGAUGGCAACAUGCCACUGGACAUGGUGAAGGAUGGAGACACAGACAUCCAGGACCUCCUGAGGGGUGAUGCUGCCCUGCUGGAUGCUGCCAAGAAAGGCUGCCUGGCCCGUGUCCAAAAACUCUGCUCUCCAGAGAACAUCAACUGCAGAGACACCCAGGGACGCAACUCCACACCGCUGCACCUUGCAGCUGGCUACAACAACCUUGAGGUGGCAGAGUAUCUCCUAGAACAUGGAGCUGAUGUCAACGCUCAGGACAAAGGAGGCCUCAUCCCUCUCCACAACGCUGCCUCAUAUGGGCACGUUGACAUCGCAGCCCUGCUGAUCAAAUACAACACAUGUGUGAAUGCAACAGACAAAUGGGCAUUCACACCCCUGCAUGAGGCGGCGCAGAAGGGUCGCACCCAGCUGUGCGCCCUGCUGCUGGCCCAUGGAGCCGACCCCACCAUGAAGAACCAGGAGGGCCAGACUGCCUUGGACCUGGCCACGGCUGAUGACAUUCGCGCCCUGCUGAUGGAUGCCAUGCCGCCUGACGCCCUGCCCAGCUGCUUCAAGCCCCAGGCCACCGUGGUCAGCGCCUCAGUUAUCUCCCCUGCCUCCACACCCUCCUGCCUGUCAGCUGCCAGCAGCAUAGACAAUUUGGCGGGGCCACUAACCGAGCUGGCAGCCGCCGCUGCCGCCGGUGCUUCGGGAGUGGCAGAUGGAGCCACAGGGGCUGACCGCAAGGAAGGAGAGAUGGCAAUGCUGGACAUGAACAUCAGCCAGUUCCUGAAGAGUCUUGGCCUGGAGCACCUUAGGGACAUCUUCGAAAGGGAGCAGAUCACCCUGGAUGUGCUUGCUGACAUGGGCCAUGAGGAGCUGAAGGAGAUUGGGAUUAACGCCUAUGGGCACCGCCACAAGCUCAUCAAAGGUGUCGAGAGGCUGCUGGGCGGCCAACAAGGUGCCAACCCAUACCUGACAUUCCAUUGUGCCAACCAAGGCACCGUCCUCAUUGACCUUGCCCCAGAUGACAAAGAGUGCCAAUCUGUGGAGGAGGAGAUGCAGAGCACCAUCCGAGAGCACAGGGAUGGAGGCAACGCCGGCGGUGUGUUCAGCAGAUACCACAUCAUUAAGAUUCAGAAGGUGGUGAAUAAGAAGCUGCGGGAGCGUUACACCCACCGGCAGAAGGAGAUCGCAGACGAGAACCACAACCACCACAAUGAGCGCAUGUUGUUUCAUGGUUCUCCAUUCAUAAACGCCAUCAUCCACAAAGGCUUUGACGAGCGCCACGCCUACAUAGGAGGGAUGUUCGGAGCAGGGAUCUACUUUGCUGAAAACUCUUCCAAGAGCAACCAGUAUGUUUACGGCAUUGGAGGAGGCACUGGCUGCCCGACACACAAAGACCGAUCCUGUUACCUCUGCCACAGGCAGAUGCUGUUUUGCCGAGUGACCCUGGGGAAGUCGUUCUUACAGUUCAGUGCCAUGAAGAUGGCCCACGCCCCCCCAGGACACCACUCAGUGAUUGGGCGGCCCAGUGUCAAUGGCCUGGCCUAUGCCGAAUAUGUCAUCUACAGAGGAGAACAGGCCUACCCAGAGUACCUCAUCACCUACCAGAUCCUUAAACCAGAGAGCGCAGCCCAGUCAGCAGCAGGAGCCGAGCAGAAGUCCUAGUUACACGUAUACACACGCACGCACACUAUAUGCACACAAGGACAUUGAUCUUGUUGUUUGCUCCUUUUUAUUGAAAAAUGCCUAAAAAAUCAACCUCCUUGUAUUUACAACACACAGUUCCAUUCUUUAGUCCAGCAGAAUACACGGUGACCGAUGGAUCAUGAGCAAAUAUGCUGUAUAAUAAUCUCCUACUUGUGGUGACGACACAUCAGCUUAUGAUUAUUUGCAUUGCCUGCAUGUUAAUACAGACGCAUGUACGGCCCAAUAGCGUGUAUGGGUUCUUUCACUAUGCCCUCCCUCACCCGCCAGAAGGGAGGUCGCUUGUAGAGACUAUGCAGUGUCAGCGUUUUUAACAGUUUGCCACGCUUCAUCGCCUCAUCAUGCCUUGUGACUAUGGAGAAACACCACAGCCCCUAUGUACACACACUGUCAACCAAAGCCUGUAACCUGUGUACUAGUACUACUACUGCAACUACUGCCCCAUUUCUUGGUUCAUCCUGUAUAGAAUGGCCUCUGGUGACUGUGAUUUUAAUGCUAAACCUAUAACACUACCAAACAGGUAACAGUGCAUUGUUGCUAUGCUGUAAUUACGACUUUUCACUUGACUCUGACACAUUAUCCCAGGACACUAUGAUCAUUGUUUUGUAGUGGUUUUAUUCAGGAGUGGACAUGCUGAAUUUAAGAAAGGGCUCUCUGUCAAACUAUAGGAAUUGAGAGAGAGAGAGAGAGAGAGAGAGACUUUGUAUUCACCUAUGUGGACACAGUAUAUUAUUGAUUUGGUUGCGAGAAGAUGUGACCUGAGUAACACUUGGCUUAAAAUGCGCAGUGAGGCAUCCUAAAUACAUAAUUCUACACAUGUGGCCUAUUCUGCCAUUAAAUUCAUAAGGUAUAAUGACAUUUAUUGUGAUUCGGUAUGACUGUGCUAUAAGACAGUCAACUACAGCAUCGGUAUAAGUAAGACCUCAAAGUGUUAAAAAUGUGCUUGUCAUACCUUACAAUGCCUCAUGAGCAGCACCUUGAGCCAGGUGAAACUCAACGCGCCCUUCCCACGCCAUGGUCUUACUCACAGACAUCCCACGCAUAAGGAUUUGCACUUUUACAUAGAAACCUAUUUAAGUUAUUUUGAAAUUAAUUUGAAGAUGUUACGGGGAAAAAAUGUUUGUACAGGUUGUGUAAAUGGAUGUGUAUAACUGUUGUUGUUUAACAAUAUCUUUUUGAGUUAAGCUGUAAAUGAUGUCUAAAUUUCCUUCCAUGCCUUCUUGAUUCUCCCAACUUUUUUUUUUUUUUUUUUUUUUGAAUAAAUGUCCCAGUAACAGCA
Messenger RNA from Myripristis murdjan (pinecone soldierfish), 5145 nucleotides. Its product is annotated as poly [ADP-ribose] polymerase tankyrase-1. Gene Ontology annotation, biological process: protein localization to T-tubule; protein localization to ciliary inversin compartment; regulation of cardiac muscle contraction. Bases 36 to 3827 code for a protein of 1263 amino acids. The record is from RefSeq and is a predicted model, not a curated record. Gene Ontology annotation, cellular component: BRCA1-BARD1 complex; cilium; BRCA1-A complex. Gene Ontology annotation, molecular function: protein binding; ubiquitin-protein transferase activity; NAD+ poly-ADP-ribosyltransferase activity. The transcript has 28 exons. NCBI's taxonomy places the organism in Eukaryota, Metazoa, Chordata, Actinopteri, Holocentriformes, Holocentridae.